This is a messenger RNA of Diachasma alloeum, 630 nucleotides long. RefSeq lists its product as uncharacterized. The record is from RefSeq and is a predicted model, not a curated record. NCBI's taxonomy places the organism in Eukaryota, Metazoa, Arthropoda, Insecta, Hymenoptera, Braconidae. The transcript has a single exon. The coding region runs from base 1 to 630 and encodes 209 amino acids.
AUGGGGAAACACCUGGAGGAGAUCAACUUUGCACUUGAUAUGACUUUCGAGACGAUCCGCCGCUGGAUGGAUACAGUAGGCCUGAAGUUGGCGCAACACAAAACGGAGGCCAUGUUGAUCACAAGCAGGAAGAAGAUCGAGACAAUCACGCUGCAAACCGGAAAUUACGAACUCACUUCGCAGCCGUCCAUUCGGUAUUUGGGGGUAAUGAUCGAUGCCCGACUCAACUUGAAGCAGCAAGCAGAGCACGUGGGCAUGAAGGCGCCUGGGGUCAGAGCGUCCCUAUCGCGCCUCAUGCCCAACGUAGGACGCCCUAAGCAGAGAAGACGAGCGCUACUAUCGUCGCUGUUCAUGUCGGUGCUCACGUAUGGCAUUGCCACCUGGGCUGGCGCUUUGCAGACGCAGGAAUCACAGCGGAAUGUGGCACCAGUCUACCGACUGAGCGCCCUCAGAGUUGCCAGUGCAUACCGCACUGUGUCCGAGGAUGCAGUGUGUGUUUUCGCCGGGAUGUUGCCCAUUGAAGUACUAGCCAAGGAACAAAGAUCUCUGUACCGGCGGAAGAGAUCUGAAGUACUGAGUCCCGAAGAACUGGCGAUAGAAGAGAGGCGAAACAGCUUAAAACGAUGGUAG